Messenger RNA from Pyrus x bretschneideri (Chinese white pear), 895 nucleotides. Its product is annotated as transcription repressor OFP6. The transcript has a single exon. NCBI's taxonomy places the organism in Eukaryota, Viridiplantae, Streptophyta, Magnoliopsida, Rosales, Rosaceae. The record is from RefSeq and is a predicted model, not a curated record. Bases 176 to 739 code for a protein of 187 amino acids. Gene Ontology annotation, biological process: negative regulation of DNA-templated transcription.
ACAUUGCACAGAAAAUGACUCCUAACAAAUUCAUACACUACACCCGCCUCUUUCGUUCCCACACAUUUCUAUUCAUUACUGAAAAGGACUCCUACCAACAAUACUUUCCCACCCAUAAAUCGCCCCCUCUCUCUCUCUCUGCGAGCAAAUCAUAAGGAGUCUCUAUAUCUCCCUAAUGUCUUCUUCCAGCAAAAACAAGCUCCUCGCUACCAUUCUCACAGCCAAUAUUCCAGGCUGCGAUUGCGGCAGGCCGAAGCUCUCCGACGUAUACGAGCCAACCCCAAAACCCAAAAUCCAAAUCCACAAAAACCCUAUUCACAGAUCCCACUCCUCUUCAAGUUCCGGUGAUCAAAAUGGCAAGAGUGUCACCGUUGACGAUGACGAAGAUCAGUGCACCUCCACCACCGUCUCUUUCAACAACUCGUCCUCACAGUCAAAGCCAUUCGAUUCAGCAGAGGGUACGAAUCCGAAGAACACAAAGAUUUCAAGCCCGAAUACAACGAAAACCAGCGGCAGCAUUGCGGUGGUGAAGGAAUCAAACGACCCGUAUCAGGAUUUCAGGCAGUCGAUGCUGCAGAUGAUUGUGGAGAAGCAGAUUUACUGGAAGGAGGAUCUGCAGGAGCUGCUCCGCUGCUUUCUGGAACUCAACUCUCCGUCCCACCACGAUGUUAUUAUCCGAGCAUUCACACAAAUCUGGAACGAUCUGAUCAGAGAAAGCAAGAAGCCGAUGAUCAUGUGAAUCCCAGAUAGGCGCCGCGUUCUAACUGUGUAGGUUUAAUGAUUUUGUAGUUGAGCUAUCAUUGUUGUUUUCCAAGUUUGGUUGGUGCUCAGGCAUUUGAGGGUGCAUAGAUUGUUGACUGUUCCAUUAGAUCUCAAUACUUUGAUUGUACAAGUA